AUGUCUGAUAGAUACAGACCACCUCCUACAGGUCCCAAAGGGAAGAGGAAUUACAACGAGGGUCUGCAUCCAGCGGAUCGACGCCCCCGCCCCGCGGGUGAUAAAUUCACCCCAACCGGGCCUAAGCGAUUUCAAGAAAGAGAUAACUAUCGGCCUUCAAGUGAUUCCUACAAAUCUAACCAGAAUCCCAACCAUAGCCAAAGAUCGUUUCCUACUGGACCUUCCGGCGCCAAACCAUCAGCAUCGGGGACUCGAAGUGCGCCACCAGCAGGUCCUUCUGGGUAUAAAUCUGGAACUCCUGGUGCUGGUAGCAAACCUACAACUACCAGUACUAAUGGCAAUUACUAUAACAACACAAAUAAAAGACACAGCGGUAACUUCAGCACCGCAAAGUAUGAUCCACUCAAUAAAAAGCCAAAAUUCAACCCAGGAGCACUUUCAAGAGUCCCUGCUGUUAGACAAGAACCCCUCAAAAUCCCUACUAAGUUGGACAAGAAUCAGAUAUAUCUGAUAAGGACCGCUAGGUCGUCUGAAAUCUUUCAAAGAACCCAGCAGGUGGGUGAAGGAACAUAUGGGAAGGUUUAUAAGGCCAAAAACCAAGUGACCCUGGAGUUUGUGGCCUUGAAACGGUUGAGAUUAGAGACCGAGAAAGAAGGGUUCCCCAUUACAGCUAUCCGAGAGAUCAAAUUGCUUCAAAGCUUCGAUCAUAAGAACGUAAUAGGACUACUCGAGAUGAUGGUGGAGCAAAACCAGAUCUUCAUGAUCUUUGAUUACAUGGAGCAUGAUUUGACAGGGUUGUUGACACAUCCAGAAUUGAAGUUGGAAGACUGCCAUCGAAAGUUCUUGUUCAAACAGCUUAUGGAGGGAACUGAUUAUUUACAUCAAAAACGGAUCAUGCACAGAGAUAUCAAAGGAUCAAAUAUCUUGAUAGAUAACAUAGGACGGUUAAAAAUCGCUGAUUUUGGCCUUGCUAGACCUAUGAAGAUUGUUAAGGAUGGCGAAAGCCCAGAUUAUACCAACAGAGUCAUCACCAUCUGGUAUAGACCCCCUGAAUUAUUGUUGGGCUCUACUGAUUAUGGUAGACAAGUUGAUAUAUGGGGUGUUGGGUGUCUUUUGAUCGAAUUAUACACGAAACACGCCAUUUUCCAAGGAUAUAACGACGAAGUCAGCCAACUACACAAGAUCUUCAAUAUAAUGGGAACUCCUACUUUAGAGGACUGGCCGGAUAUCCAAAAUUUACCGUGGUUCGAGAUGUUAAAGCCUAAAAUCAACAAGGUAAGCAACUUUGAGGUGUUGUUCAAACACUCCAUGACCGAAGACAGUUUUGAUUUAGCCCUCAAAUUGCUCCAGUUAAACCCCAAUAAGAGACUUACAGCACACCAGGCAUUGAAUCAUCACUAUUUCACCAAAGAUCCCAAACCAGAACCGUUGUUUUUCUUGAAAGAACUCAAGGGCGAAUGGCAUGAAUUCGAGACCAAGAAACUUAGAAGAAAAGAACGGAAACGACUCCAAGACGAGCGAGAACGCCAGAAGGCUCUGGGAGAGGUCCCUGGAACGGCUUCGUCACGCCCCAAUGCCAGUCCCAACACGGGCAUGCGAUCCAUUCCCAUUCCUCCAUCUGCUCCACAUACCGGUCCCCAAACCGCCCCAAACUCAGGCGGAAACGACGUUGAAAUGACAGAUCCAGCCACAUAA
Molecule: messenger RNA, 1695 nt
Organism: Yamadazyma tenuis ATCC 10573
Lineage: Eukaryota; Fungi; Ascomycota; Pichiomycetes; Serinales; Debaryomycetaceae
Gene: LSK1
Product: cyclin-dependent serine/threonine protein kinase
Biological process (GO): positive regulation of transcription elongation by RNA polymerase II; protein phosphorylation
Cellular component (GO): nucleus; cyclin/CDK positive transcription elongation factor complex
Molecular function (GO): RNA polymerase II CTD heptapeptide repeat kinase activity; cyclin binding; ATP binding
Source: RefSeq, a predicted model, not a curated record